CGCCGUCCCGUGUGCCGCCGACAGCGCCGUCGCCCGUCGCCGGAACCCGCCGUGACGCGUCUGUGGGUUGACGACAGCGACGAUCGGAGGGAUGGUAGUGGCAAUGGGUUUGAGAGUUUUAACGGCGGUAGAGGGGGGUUGUGCGAUGAACGUAGAAGGGUUGCGCGGGAAAGACGGGGAGACGUGCCCCGUGUAUCGGCAGCACUCGUCCGGGCCCGGGACAUUCAUCAGGCGACGCCGGUAGAGCACUGGUACGCUUGAAUGUUCGCGCGCGCUCGUCGACAUACUGAAAAAAUAUUAUAUAAUAUUGCAAGGCGCAUUACCGUGCACAGUCGACCAUCGGCGACUCCGUCACACUUCCGUAUUCCGAAUUACCGGACCAUAUAGUAUUGUACAGUCAUCGUCUAAAUACUACAAUACUACUACAUUACAUCGACCGACAUCAUGUCUUCUGCAGUGGUCUGCAUGUUUUACUUGCGCGGCGCUUGCCGGUUCGGCAACAAGUGUUGGAACUCACACGACGUGACGGGUUGCCGAACGCGCGAGUUUCAAGCGCUCGCGGCAGCCGCAACGGCAACCUAUUACGAAGAACGUUAUCCACAAACUACUCCAAGUACUAGUGCUAACGACAUAUCUACGCAAAAAGUACAACCAGACAUAUCUACUCAAAAAGUACAACCACAAGGGCUUCAGCUUCUUCUUGAAGCAUCAAUGAAACCGAAAUUAAAACAGCCUGACGAGUCUGAUGUAGAAUUGGAAAAGGCGGCUAACGAACUGUCUGUGGCAAUGAAAUCAGGGGAUGGCAAAAGCGUAAAAGAGAGUGCAAAUAAAUUACAUACACUUCAUCAACAAAAAAUUAAAGACAGUGAAAAUAACCAUUCAGCGUGGAGUGAUUUUAUACAGUGUGCCAUUGACAGUGAUCUACAGUGCAAUAUUUGUUUUGAACUCUUUAUUAAGCCGACAGUGCUUAACUGCUCACACACUUUUUGUGAAACAUGUAUACAUGUUUGGACAAACCGAUCAAGAAAAUGUCCAAUUUGUCGUGUACAAAUUAGAUCAAAAUCAUAUUGUUUGACUUUGGAUAGCUUCAUUGAGAAGAUUGUUGAACAUUUACCAAAGGAAUUUAAAUACAAGCGCAGUUUAGCAAUAAAAGAGCGUAGCAAGAUAAAAAUCGAUAAACCUCGAGUGAAUCAUAGAUUACAAACUAGAGAUCUUGCCACAUUAAUAAGUUUUGAAGAGCUAAUGGAGGCUGACACACCUCUACAAUACAUCACGAUGGACCAACAUGAUGAUAUCAGUGCAGAUGUUAUCAUCGAAGAAUCAGAAAUGUUCAGAAUGAAUUUACACGAUACAGUUGUAAGCACCGGAGGUAUAAACCCUCUAAUGAGUUAUAUUGUUGUUCCCGAUGAACAACACUCAAAUAGACCUAUAACUCGGCCCAAUAACUCUUCCAUUCGUCACUAAAUUCAACCACUUCGUAAAUGUUUAUUUUUAUUAUUAUUAUUUAAUCAUAGAACAUUAUUACCUAUCACAUUAAUUUUUAAAUUUAUUAUUAUUUUUCUUAGUAUUAUAAAAUGCUUAUAUAAUUACGAAAAACUACUAAAUAUAUAUAGUUAUAUACUCUUCUAUAUAUAUAUAUAUACAUUUUUAUAAUAUCUACCUAGUGGUGUACCCAUAUAAAACUUUUGUAGGAGAGAGAUCAGUGGUAUAAAUUUAAAAAGUAUAUUGUAUUAACAUCUCAUAAAUAAGUUUAGUAGAUAUGCAGAAAAAUUAUUAUAUGUGAGAUUCAAGCCACCCAAAUUUGAAGGCCGAAUUUAAAGUACACUUAUGUUUAUAUGCAGUUAUAUUAUAUAGUUAGAUAUAUAUAAACUAUAAAGUAUAUUAAAUCUCAUGUAUAAAUAUAUAAUAAAAUGUACUGGUAAUUGGUACAUACUUUAGACACCCACACGAAAUAGGUAGUUAUACAGCAAUAUUAUCAUAUACCUAUAAACUAGUCUAAUUGUGAUAUUAACACAUUUUUUUAUUUUAGUUGGGGCUUGUUUUAGUUGUACUUUAUGUCUACUACAUGAUUUUAGCAAAUUCGUACAUUGCCAUUUUAAACUUCUCUAAAAAAUUAAUUUUAUACAAUUUGAAAUCUCUGACCUCUAUAUCUCCUUUUUGAAUACACCUCAGUUCUUAGUGUUCUUACAUAUAAUGGUUAUUGAUUAUAUUACCUACUCAUAGGUAGGUAACUUAAGAAUAAAGUAGAUACCUUCUAUCUAUUUGUUAUUAAUAUUAUUUUCUUAUUGCUAAUUGCUAUUUGUAUUGUGUUUUUAUACUAUCCCAUUUAAUUUAUAUUUAUAUGUUAUACUGUUGAAGAACAUUAAUUGGGUUACACUUUAAAGAUUAUUGCAUUUAUAUUGAGGAAACACAAUUUAAUAUCAUUAGUUUGAUGUCUAAGUGAAUAAAACUAAAUUGGAAUUACUCUAUAGGUACUAGGUAGUUACUUAAAGUAAAUAAAUUUAAGUUUUAAGCUGAUUUCACAAGUACCUAUUUGUUUUUUUAUCGAGUUAUCAAAAACAUUGGAUAUUAAUUUUAUAAUGUGUUUUUAA
Molecule: messenger RNA, 2591 nt
Organism: Rhopalosiphum maidis (corn leaf aphid)
Lineage: Eukaryota; Metazoa; Arthropoda; Insecta; Hemiptera; Aphididae
Product: E3 ubiquitin-protein ligase rnf8-B-like
Exons: 5
Coding region: 445-1464 (339 amino acids)
Molecular function (GO): metal ion binding
Source: RefSeq, a predicted model, not a curated record